Molecule: messenger RNA, 1638 nt
Organism: Morus notabilis
Lineage: Eukaryota; Viridiplantae; Streptophyta; Magnoliopsida; Rosales; Moraceae
Exons: 1
Coding region: 1-1638 (545 amino acids)
Source: RefSeq, a predicted model, not a curated record
AUGGCGGAUGACGACCAACGCUUCCAACGCCUCGAGCAGCAGCUCGCUAUCCUGAGCAUGGGACACGACAGGAUGUUGAAGCAGAUGACGGAUUUCUUUCAGGCGGUGCACUCCCGCGAGGAAGCUUCGGCCUCCCAACCGGGCGAUGCUCGUCAGAUGGCCAUGCACAACCAGACCGGAGGAGUUUUUCCACCUCGAUAUCUCCGUCUAGAUUUUCCGGUAUAUAAUGGGGCAGAAGAUCCGACGAUCUGGAUCUGCGGGGCAGAACAGUUCUUCGAUUUCCAGAAUGUGGCAGAGGCGGAGAAGGUUAGGCUGGCUUCGUAUUACUUGGAAGGCGAUGCCCAGAUCUGGAUUCAAAGGAAGAACACGCUCAAUGAACAUAUAGAUUGGGCUCGAUUCAAGCGAGAAUUGAUGCUCCGUUUUGGAUCUGCACCGUACGAAGAUGGUUUUGGAGAGCUCUGUAAACUUAAGCAAACCUCCACCGUGCGUGAUUACCAAAGUCGCUUUGAAAGGCUUUUGAGCAAAGCCGGGGUACUCACUGCGGAGCAGGAAACGGCAUGUUUCAUUAGUGGGCUUCGUGACUCCUUGCAGGCCGACGUGAAGGCCCAUGGCCCAACGGCCCUGGCAUCUGCAAUCACCUUAGCCCGGAUCUAUGAGGGGCGAAAUCAAUCAACCACAAAAUGGGCCUCCCACCCUCGACCAACCUCUACUCCAAGACCUAGCUUUCCCUCCAGUAAUAGGCGUCACGAGAGCGAGGAAAAGUCAGCUUCUACGCCAGAAUUUCCUGUCCGACGUUUUACCCCUUCGGAACUUCAGCAACGGCGAGCUCAAGGGCUUUGUUUUCAUUGCGAUGAACGAUACACGCCCAACCACACUUGCAAGAGAUUGUUCUGGAUUGAAAUGGAAGAAGACGAAGCGGACAAAGACAAUGUUGACGAUAACGACCAAGGAACGGCAUGGGAGAAACCCGAAAUUUUUCUCAACUCCUUGGUGGGAAUCACCACUCCUCAGACCAUGAGAGUUGCAGCAAAAGUUGGUAAGAUUCCUCUCACAAUCCUUAUUGAUUCGGGUUCCACCCAUAAUUUCUUGCAUACCCCAUUUGCCCGUAUUGCGGCCUUACACACUGAAGCCAACUCGGCACUCAAGGUCAUUGUGGCCAAUGGCGAGAAAAUUCGUAGCCCGGGUCUGUGCCGGGAGGUCACUCUGCACUUGCAGGAAUCUCAGUUCCUUGUUGACCUCUAUUUAAUCGAGUUGGAGGGAUGUGAUGCCGUUUUGGGAGCUCAAUGGCUACGAACAUUAGGACCUAUUAUUUGGGACUUUGACCGAAUGGAGAUGACAUUUUCAGUAAAUCAAAAGGAGACCCGCUUGGUUGGUAUGGGGCGUGCUCCAACUACUUCGAUAGGAGCCAAGGCGAUGAACAAGGCUUUAAGGGUAAGCUCCAACACUGGCAUGUUAUUACAAAUUCGUCUUCUAACCGAGGACGUUAUGGAAAAGCAAGACACGGAUGAUUGGGAACCAUGGGCACGGAAGUACCCCACAGUUUUUGGUGAUCUACAAGGUCUUCCCCCUCGACGGAAUCAGGACCAUCGAAUUCCGCUACUCCCAGGCAGUGGACCGGUCAGUUUACGGCCGUACUGA